Fukomys damarensis (Damara mole-rat) is the source of this 7925-nucleotide messenger RNA. It is a transcript of the gene Brwd1, whose product is annotated as bromodomain and WD repeat domain containing 1. Gene Ontology annotation, molecular function: protein binding. The transcript has 38 exons. Gene Ontology annotation, biological process: cytoskeleton organization; regulation of transcription by RNA polymerase II; regulation of cell shape. The record is from RefSeq and is a predicted model, not a curated record. Lineage: Eukaryota; Metazoa; Chordata; Mammalia; Rodentia; Bathyergidae. Gene Ontology annotation, cellular component: nucleus. The coding region runs from base 100 to 6795 and encodes 2231 amino acids.
AACAGUGUUGUUAUUAAAACUUAACUCUCCAACCAGGUCUUGUCUAAUAAGCAUGUGGCUCCUGAUCAUCUGUUGCAAAUCUGCCAGCGCAUCGGUCCUAUGCUGGAUAAAGAAAUUCCACCCAGUAUUUCAAGAGUCACUUCUUUACUUGGUGCAGGAAGACAGUCUUUGCUACGUACAGCAAAAGACUGCAGGCACACAGUCUGGAAGGGCUCUGCAUUUGCUGCUCUUCACAGAGGGAGACCUCCUGAAAUGCCAGUGAAUUACGGUUCCCCACCAAAUCUCGUGGAGAUACAUCGAGGAAAGCAACUCACAGGGUGUUCCACUUUUAGCACAGCAUUUCCAGGAGCUAUGUAUCAGCACAUAAAAAUGCACAGGAGGAUUCUUGGACAUCUGUCUGCUGUUUACUGUGUAGCAUUUGACAGGACAGGAUAUAGAAUCUUUACAGGUUCAGAUGAUUGUUUGGUAAAGAUUUGGUCAACACAUAAUGGCCGCCUGUUAUCCACACUACGAGGUCAUUCUGCAGAAAUUUCCGAUAUGGCAGUGAACUAUGAGAACACACUUAUUGCUGCAGGGAGCUGCGAUAAAAUCAUUAGAGUGUGGUGCUUGAGAACUUGUGCCCCAGUUGCUGUGCUCCAAGGACACACGGGGUCAAUUACAUCUCUACAGUUUAGCCCGAUGGCCAAAGGUUCUCAGAGAUACAUGGUUUCCACUGGAGCUGAUGGGACAGUUUGCUUUUGGCAAUGGGAUUUACAGUCUCUGAAAUUCAGUCCACGCCCCCUGAAGUUCACCGAAAAGCCCAGGCCAGGUGUUCAAAUGCUUUGUUCUUCUUUUAGUGUUGGUGGUAUGUUUUUAGCAACAGGAAGUACUGAUCAUGUAAUCAGAAUGUAUUUUUUGGGUUUUGAAGCACCUGAAAAAAUUGCAGAACUUGAAAGCCACACAGAUAAAGUAGAUAGUAUCCAAUUUUGUAACAAUGGUGACCGGUUCCUCAGUGGUAGCAGAGAUGGAACAGCACGGAUUUGGAGGUUUGAACAGUUAGAAUGGAGAAGCAUUUUAUUGGAUAUGGCUACCAGAAUCUCAGGAGAUUUGUUUUCUGAAGAGGAAAGAUUUAUGAAACCCAAAGUAACAAUGAUAGCUUGGAAUCAGAAUGAUAGCAUUGUUGUCACAGCUGUGAACGAUCAUGUCUUGAAAGUGUGGAAUUCUUACACUGGACAGCUGCUUCAUAAUUUACUGGGACACGCUGAUGAAGUAUUUGUUUUGGAGACACAUCCUUUUGAUUCCAGAAUUAUGUUAUCUGCAGGACAUGAUGGCAGCAUAUUUAUAUGGGAUAUUACAAAAGGCACCAAGUUGAAACACUAUUUUAAUACGAUUGAAGGGCAAGGACAUGGAGCUGUAUUUGACUGCAAGUUCUCACAGGAUGGACAACAUUUUGCAUGCACAGAUUCUCACGGGCAUCUUCUUAUAUUUGGUUUCGGAUGCAGCAAACCAUAUGAAAAGAUUCCUGAUCAGAUGUUCUUCCAUACGGACUACCGACCACUGAUUAGAGAUUCUAAUAAUUAUGUCUUGGAUGAGCAGACUCAGCAGGCCCCUCAUCUUAUGCCUCCACCAUUUUUGGUGGAUGUUGAUGGAAAUCCUCACCCAACUAAGUACCAGAGAUUGGUACCUGGCCGGGAAAACUCUGCAGAUGAGCAUUUGGUUCCACAGCUCGGCUAUGUGGCCACAAGUGACGGAGAGGUAAUUGAACAAGUCAUAAGCCUCCAAACCAGUGAUAACGGGGAGGGAAGCCCGGAGCCCAGCAUCCUGGAUGGAAUGAUAAGGCAGCUGCAGCAGCAGCAGGAUCAGAGGAUGGGGGCGGAUCAGGAGCCUGUGCCGGGUGGACUUCUGAGUGGGGAAGAAACGCCUCGGAGAGGCUUUAGAAGAGUAAGUUUAGACAUCCAGUCCCCUCCAAACAUUGGUUUGCGUCGUAGUGGACAAGUUGAAGGUGUCCGCCAGAUGCACCAAAAUGCUCCUCGAAGUCAGAUUGCGACAGAACGGGACCUGCAGGCUUGGAAACGAAGAGUGGUUGUACCAGAGGUACCACUAGGAAUAUUUAGGAGAUUAGAAGACUUUCGAAUAGAAAAAGGUGAAGAGGAAAGAAAUCUUUAUAUAAUAGGAAGAAAAAGAAAGACUCUUCAGCUCUCACAAAAGUCGGAUUCAGUGGUUUUGGUGUCACAGUCCAGGCAGAGGACAUGUAGACGUAAAUAUUCAACUUACGGCAGAAGAAACGUUGGCCGUCGUGAGUUGUCUUCUGGAAAUGAAUCUUCGUGCUCUGUAAGACAUGAGACCUCCUGUGACCAAAGUGAAGGUUCUUGUUCUUCAGACGAAGAUGAAUGGAAGAGUGAUAGAAAAAGUGAAAGUUACAGUGAAAGUUCAAGGGACUCCUCGUCUCGAUACUCGGACUGGACAGCCGACGCAGGCAUCAAUUUGCAGCCUCCUCUGCGAACGUCAUGUCGUCGACGAAUUACCCGACUUUGUAGUAGUUCAGAGGAUGAAAUAUCUACUGAGAAUUUAUCUCCUCCGAAAAGACAGAGGAGAAAGAAAGAAAGUAAGCCUAAAAAAGAGAGAGAGGGUGAGCAGAGGAUGAGUUCAACAGAGCUUGAAAAUAUGGAACACUUACAUGAAUUUCAUCCUCCAGUGUGGAUAACGGACACCACACUUCGGAAGUCCCCCUUUGUUCCUCAAAUGGGUGACGAGGUCAUCUAUUUUCGACAAGGCCACGAAGCUUAUAUUGAAGCUGUCAAAAGAAAUAACAUUUAUGAACUGAACCCUAACAAGGAGCCAUGGAGAAAAAUGGAUCUUAGGGAUCAAGAAUUGGUCAAAAUAGUUGGAAUACGGUAUGAAGUUGGGCCCCCAACGCUCUGUUGCCUUAAACUAGCAUUUAUAGACCCUGCAACUGGCCGACUAAUGGAUAAAUCUUUCUCUAUUAGAUACCAUGAUAUGCCGGAUGUUAUUGAUUUUCUUGUGUUGCGUCAGUUUUAUGAUGAAGCAAGACAGAGAAAUUGGCAGUCUUGUGACAGAUUCCGAUCUAUUAUUGAUGAUGCUUGGUGGUUUGGAACAGUGUUAAGUCAAGAGCCCUAUCAACCACAGUAUCCUGAUAGUCAUUUCCAGUGUUACAUUGUCAGGUGGGACAAUACUGAAAUUGAAAAACUUAGCCCAUGGGACAUGGAACCAAUUCCUGAAAAUGUUGAUCCACCUGAAGAAGUUGGAGCGAGCAUUUCUGUUACAUCAGAUGAGCUAGAGAAAUUGCUCUACAGACCACAAGAUGGUGAAUGGGGUCAGAAAUCAAGAGAUGAAGAGUGUGAACGGAUUAUCAGCGGUAUAGAUCAGCUGUUGAAUCUUGAUAUAGCAGCAGCCUUUUCAGGCCCGGUUGAUUUGUGUACAUAUCCCAAGUACUGUACCGUGGUAGCUUAUCCAACCGACCUGUACACAAUUCGAAUGAGACUCGCUAAUCGAUUUUACAGGAGGCUGUCUGCAUUAAUUUGGGAAGUCCGAUACAUAGAACAUAACGCCAGAACAUUUAAUGAACCUGAAAGUGUAAUUGCAAGAUCAGCUAAAAAGAUAACUGACCAACUUUUAAAAUUUAUUAACAAUCAAGAUUGCACAAAUAUCUCGGAACUGUCUAACACAUCUGAAAAUGAGGAGCAAAAUGCCGAGGAUCUGGAGGACAGUGACGUUCCUAAAACAUCCUCUGGAAGGAGGAGAGCCCAUGGCUGGAAAAAAAAGAAUACCAGCAGAGCUGCCAGCUACCUUGAAAGCAGCUGGAAGAGACAAUGUAAGGAGCUGGUGAGCCUGAUUUUCCAGUGUGAGGACUCUGAGCCAUUUCGACAGCCCGUGGAUCUGGUGGAGUACCCUGACUACCGAGAUAUUAUAGAUACACCGAUGGAUUUUGGAACAGUGAGGGAAACUCUAGAAGCAGGAAAUUAUGACAGCCCUUUGGAAUUUUGCAAAGACAUCCGAUUAAUAUUUAGCAAUGCCAGAGCAUAUACACCAAACAAAAGAUCAAAGAUUUACAGUAUGACCUUGAGAUUGUCUGCUUUAUUUGAAGAAAAAAUGAAGAAAAUUUCUUCUGAUUUUAAAAUUGGUCAAAAAUUCAAUGAAAAACUUCGACGAAGCCAGAGGUUCAAGCAAAGACAAAAAUGUAAUGGUGUCGUUCAGACCAACAAAAGUAUGAGAAAUAUCAAGCAUAAAUUGUUAAAGUCUCAGCCAAAAGUAAUUCCUGAGUUGGUAGAUUCUCCUACUCAGUCUACCUCAAAUAGGGCGGCCCACCCUGCAACACACAAGAGGAGUGCUGGUGUCUCUUCAGGUGUUACCUCUGGGGACUCUUCAGAUUCAGCGGGGUCGCCGGAGAGAGCGAGAAGAAAUAGACCUGGGACUCUGCGAAGUGACUCUCUGCUGUCUGAAAGUGAAAUGGAAGAUUCCUUAGCUACCUCUUCAUCCUCUUCCUCUUUCAAUAGUUCAGAGGAAAGCAAAGAGAGUCCGCAAGCACGAGAGCCUUCACGUGGCAGACUCUCAAGAAGCAGCAGCCGCAGGGUAACCAGGACUCGAGCUGCUCAGAGGAGAGCUGGUCCUCUUGCCUUAGAAAAUGGAUGUGGCAGAAAAGCCACUCGGAAGAGAAUCUAUUUAAGUGAUUCUGAUAACAAUUCACUGGAGACCAGUAAAAUUCUAAAAGCCAGAGCUGGUAAUAGCCGAAAAGUCCUACGAAAGUGUGCUGCUGUGGCUGCCAAUAAGAUAAAAUUAAUGAGUGAUGUAGAAGAAAAUUCUAGCUCUGAAAGUGUGUGCUCUGGUCGGAAGCUGCCUCACCGCAAUGCUUCCGCUGUAGCUAGAAGAAAGUUGUUACACAAUUCUGAAGAUGAUCAGAGCCUGAAGUCAGAUACGGAGGGAGAAGAGCUAAAGGAGCAGACUCCACCGUUGCCAGCAUCUGGUUCUCACGCUCCCCAGAAUACUGGCAGUGAACCUGAAAAUGGAGAUUCUGAAUCAGAAAGUGAACUGCAGGUAGCCCGGAAAAAUUGGCAUUCUAAUGGUUGUAAGUCCCAUGCUUCAGCAAGUUCCAAAACCAGGUUCCCUAAGAUAGAGUCUUCAGAGGAAGAGUCUAAGAGUCCUGAAUCAGAUAAUGGACACAACAGAGCUGCUGUCCCUUCACCUUUGGAGAGGAAAGCUGAGGCCGAGAGUGGCUCAGAGGAGGCAGACUCUGAACCAGGAAAUAAGACAUUUUGCAAGAAUGCAAAUUUCUUUAAGAAAGCAAAGAUCUUAAGUGAUUCCGAAGAGUCCGAAUCCGAAGAACAAGACAGAGGUGAGGACACGUGUCACAAAAUGGAAACGAUCCCAGUUGCAGGAAACUUGAAAUGUGAGCCGAUUGCUGGGCCUCAGUGCUUCUCAGAUUAUGUAUCCGAGACUGAUUUAGAUUCAGAUGAUGACAAAACAAAAGAAAAACCAAGCAGUUUUAUAAAAGAUUCUACAUCGCAAGAGAGUAGACAGAGCAGAAAAGUUUCCAGGAAAAGGGUCUGCUCCAGUGACUCAGAGAGCAACGCAAAGGUGACCAAGAAACCACCACAAGCCACAACAGGUCGCCUAAGGGUAACUCAGAGCAGUGCAGCUGCCGCUGCCAGGAAAAUGAAGCUCGUGAGCAAUGCCGAAGCUGUCAGCCUAGGAAAUGUGUGCACUAGGAGGAAAGGUGGACGGAAAAAAGCACUCCAGUUUGCUGGUCCCACAGCUAGGAAGCCAGCAAGCGAUGGUGAGGAAGAUGUGAACGGGGCAGUGCCAGAUGAGCAGAGUGCCCGUGCCGGCACGCUGCCUGCCCCUGACUCCACAGGCAGUGCGGAGCGUGCCAGCCAGCCGCUGCACGGAGACUCGGGCUCGGAUGGCACUUGGAAUCCAGGCCGUGCCAACAGGCUUCCCAGUAGUAACACAGAUGUACCUUCCAAAACGGAGAAUUGCCCCGGUGGGUCUUCAGAAGAAGAGUCACAAAGCCGUGCUCCAGGGAGCGAGAGAAGCAGGAAACUUUCUUCUGAGUCACCUUUGGCACAGAAAGCUACUGCGGAGAAUACCUUCGAAGAGGAGCUGAAUUACGGGCUCCGCAGGUGGAAUGGCAGAAGACUCAGGACAUACGGAAAGGCUCCUUUCAGCAAAGCCAAAGUGCUUGCUGAUUCACAGGCACCAACAGAGACGGAAAUAAAAAGGAAGAGACUGCAUCCUGAAUUAGAAAACGUGCAGGUGUCUAGAACACCUGGGUGCUCACAGCAUGGACUCAACACCAGUCCCAGGCCAUCAGAUUUGGGAUCUGUAACUGAGUCAGAUGCUGACUGUACCAGUAACACAAGAGGCAAAAGGAGGCAAGCUAAAGGGAGAGCAAGAGUAGUUAGAAAAGAAUCUGUUCCUAGAGACAGAGAACCCAAUACAAAAAUGAGAACAUGUGUGCAUAAUCAGAAGGAUGCAGUGCAAAUGCCUAGUGAAACUCUGAAAGCAAAGGUGGUACCUGAGAAAAUUCCCCGCAGAUGUGCUACUGUUGCUGCAAAUAAGAUAAAGAUAAUGAGUAACCUAAAACAGACGGUUUCAGGACCAGAAAAUGUUUGGAUUAGGAAGAGUAGCAGAAAACUGCCCCAUCGAAACGCUUCUGCUGCGGCUAAGAAAAAAUUACUGAAUGUUUAUAAAGAGGAUGAUGCGACCAUAAAUUCUGAAAGUGAAAAAGAGCUAGAAGAUGUUAGUAGCAAAAUGGUUUUUCUAAGGCGGUUCAGAACCCGGAAGGAAAAAGCACAAUAGUGACCGGGCACGUAGUGGUGAGUGGAAGCGAGGGGCCUCAAGGAGAGUGGCAGUUGCUUCUGCACCUUGCCCUGAAGCGAACCCUUGUUGGCCGCCCUGGAGGAACCUUCUAAAAGCCAUGCUGCAGUCAGUGGUCAAGGCUUCCUCUCCCAGUGAGCUCACAGCACAGGGCGUUCUGAGGAGGCGGGCUGUGCGCCUGUCGUCAGGUGGAGAGAAAAGACAGGGCCUGUCCUAAGGUUGCUGUUCCCUUCCCUUCCAGAAAGCAAAGGCCUGGAGGAAAUGUCUUGAUUAGAGGAAUAGAAUGGGAAGUGGAUAGGAUAUGCAGGAAAAACUUUUAAGGACUACAAUUUCAGAAGCUCAACCUGAUACUAAUUUUAAGGGUUCUCAGACCACCGUGUCAAUACAGAAAUUGGAGGGGAAAACACAGGGCGCAUUUCCCAAGGAAGUGCCGGUGAGCCUAUCUGACUUGGGUGGAACAAAAACUUUUGUCCUGUGAUUCACAUCCCCAAACGUUGAAACCAAAAGGACCAGGGGAUAUGAUGCUGGGGAUGUUCGUUCUGGAAUACAGUGUUGGAAAUAGGCAGUUGGAGAAAAUUCAUUAAUGUCUUAUUUUGUUUAUGGCAUUGGGAUUUGUACUGAAUGAUCAGUUGGUAUUGACUAAUUCAGGGAUAAUAUAUUUUUCUAAGAAAGCUGUGAAUGUCACUAUCAAUCACUUCAUGUAGCAGCAAAAAUUCAGCCGACUUAGUUUUAAUCAAAAAUAUUGCUUAAGAUCAAAUUGGUCAUAUUUUUAGAUGAUAUAAAAUCCUAUGUUUCUCUACAGCACCUUAAAAGUUAGAACUUAAACACCAAGCAAAUUUACUAUAAUCUUAUGAAACUAAUGACAGCAUAUCUGGUCUAUUUGUGGCCUUUGCUAGGAAUAGAAAAUUUGGUCGUUGUACUAUGGAGAAUUUAUUUGCAGUAGGGUUUGGUUUGUUAAUAAAGUAUUUGUUGACAUUAAGAUUGACAGAUUAAAUGAAUGUGUUGCCAGUACUUUUUAACAGUAAGAUGCUAUUGGAAAAAUAAAUUGUUACAAGCAAGUUGUUUUCCCAGUUUAAAGAUCUGUGACUAUACAUGAUUUGCAUGUGUAAAUA